AUCAGAUCAGCAGGAGCUGGGGGUCUGGUCGGCCGGCAUGCUAACGACUGCAUCAGCAUGGCUCCGACAGCUCGGUCUCGACGACAAGAUGCUGACCGAGGCGAGCGCAGCAGUGCCGCAGUCUGCUCAAGCCGGGGACUCAGAGGACUACAUGUCCCUGGCAUCCGAAGCGGCUCAGCUUGGCGAUAUUCGGCUCGCCUUACGCAACGCGACGCUGCAACAGGAACAACGAGAGAUUGCUGACGAUUUGCAAUUUCUCGGUCAUACGCAAGACUUGCUCGACUUGCACAGCCAGAUUGCCACGAGCUCAUCACUUCUAGACAGUCUCAAAGCCUUCCUUGCCACCUUUCAAACAGAGCUUGCUGCAGUAUCCGGCCAGAUUGCGUCUUUACAAGAUCGUGGCAAGACUCUGGAUCAACGACUCGUUUCACGCAAGGCAUUGGAACGCUCGCUUCGUCCACUGGUAGAAAGCAUUACUAUCACACCCGACUUGGUUCGAAAGAUCACGGAGACUCAAAUCGAUGAGACGUGGCUCGAGGCGAUUGCUCGACUCGAAUCUCAUCUCUUGGCGAUCAAGACUGGCCCCCGCGUUGCUGCGCGCCAGUCGCUUGACAAUGUAGCCGAGCUACUGCGCAUCAAGGCUGCGGAGAAGAUUAGAGCUUUCUUCGUAGAAGCUUUGAUGCCUUACAAAACGUCUAUCGCGCCCAAUCUGCAGAUUUUACAGACUUCGGUUCUCCUGCGCUAUCGCGAGCUGUUUGCCUUUCUGCAGCGGCACGCCCUCAAAACAGCGCACGAGGUUCAGAAAGUCUACCUCACCCAUAUACGGUGGUAUUACGAGACCGGCUUCCGGCGCUAUGUGCGCUCGCUGGAACGUAUCCGAGCUCGCAGCAGUGCUGCACGUGAGCUCAUCGGACCGGUGCUGCCAGGUACUACCUUACAACAAGUGACUAGCCGCGCGUCUAAACUCAAAGAGCUCUCCGAGCUCGGCGAUUCGCACAUCCUGCUAGCCUACAUGGCCGAUGAUCUCACCUUGCAAGCUCAGCCAGAGCAAGUAUUCCGAUCCAUCGCCAUCGUAUUGUUCGAUAACGUGGCAAGCGAGUAUGCGUUCAUCUCAUCAUUUUUUGGUGCUCCCGCUCCAGCUCCAAUCGAUCCGACGAGCGCAAUUAUGUCAACUUCAGAGACCUCAUCCUCGGCAGGGUGGGACAUGCUCAGUCGAGACGAUGGCGUGCUCGGCAGUAGCAUCUUCAGCGGCGAAGAUCGUACGCUUGACGAGGAUGAUGCCGCCAGCGUUACGACGACAUCAGACUUGACGGGUUCGAAGGUCAAGAUGCCUUCCUACAGAUCGAGCGAUCGAGCCAAGUCGGCGCUCAUCGAAUCCAUGUGGCUCAAGACGAUGGAGCCGUGUCUGGAGUACGCUAGCAACUUUGCAUCGUCUCUACUCGAGCUGUCUCAACCAGGCCCGAGCUCGAUCCUCUGCAUGAUCCGUCUGAACGAAGCCAUCACGCUUCGCGCGGUCGUAUCACGACAGUGUCCCUGUGCGGCCAUGGAAGCACACUUGCAAUCAAUCCGAUUAGCGCUGUGGCCUGCUUUCCAGAAGAAAAUGGGCGAACAGAUCGAUAGCGUGAAGCAGCUUUCGUCUGACAAAGCGGGGUCCAUCUCGCUGACGAACGCCUUGCGAAGUCGCACGGCGCCGUCCGCAGAUCAUAUCAGGAUCGUCGCAGCGCGAUAUGGAGCUCUUUUUCAAGAAUUGAUCGUACUGAGCAGCCCGGACGCGGCGGACGAUGCAAUGGCCAGCUCAAGCUUGCUGCGCUUGCGCAACGAGGUAGAGCGACUCAUCAUCUCACAAUCCACCAAAAUGAUCGAUCGCGAUCAAGCAGCGGCUUUCAUCCUAUCUGUCAUCAGGACAGUCAUCGAACAGCUUGCACAAGGCUACGGUACAACCAGUCACCCUCGCGGUCAGGCGGAGAUUGGCUACUUCCGCGAGCUAGAACGCAGACCAUCGGUGAUGUUACAACCGGAUCGAAAAUUGUCGUUCUCACUCUGACGAUCUUCGGUCAUCGGUAAUCGAAUUGCUCGCUGUUCGGACCAACGCGAGGUCCAGCAGCGUCCUUCAGGCCGCCUUCGCCCGCCUCCUCUCGUAGUGGCUGCGGUUCGACCGCAUCGCGACCUAGUGCCGCGUCGAGAUUGUCCUGCUCAGUCUGUUCGUCCUUGGCUU
This is a messenger RNA of Mixia osmundae IAM 14324, 2215 nucleotides long. RefSeq lists its product as uncharacterized. The transcript has 10 exons. The coding region runs from base 38 to 2044 and encodes 668 amino acids. Gene Ontology annotation, cellular component: GARP complex. The record is from RefSeq and is a predicted model, not a curated record. Gene Ontology annotation, biological process: Golgi to vacuole transport; retrograde transport, endosome to Golgi; endocytic recycling. Gene Ontology annotation, molecular function: syntaxin binding. NCBI's taxonomy places the organism in Eukaryota, Fungi, Basidiomycota, Mixiomycetes, Mixiales, Mixiaceae.